UGUUCUUUUGCCUUUCCAGGGAUUACCUUAAGCUUGAAACACCGUGGCUUUGACUGGCUCACCUCUGCAGAAUGCCCCACAAGAUCGGGUUUAUAGUUGUUAGUUCAUCAGGACACGAAGAUGGCUUCAGCGCGAAGGAGCUGAUGGUUCACGCACCGAUAGUGAAUGGAUGGCGAUCACCCAGACACUGUCAGUAUCCGCAGGAAAUUGUUCUGCAGUUGGUAGAGAGAUGUCGAAUACGAAAGCUGCAGUUGCUUGCUCACCAGUACAUGAUUUCAAGCAAAAUUGAGUUCUACAUCAGCGAAAGCUUGCCUGAAUACUUUGCUCCUUAUCAGUCAGAGAGAUUUCACAGACUAGGUUAUGUUCCUCUCUCAGACAAUGAAAAGACUGAUUUCAAAGCACGAGAGUUAAAGUCUGUGUACAUGGAUGCAGUUGGCCAGUACUUGAAGCUGAUUUUCCAUAAAAAUUAUGCCAAUAAAUACAACCUAUAUGGUCAGGUCGCCCUAGUAGCUAUAAACAUUAUUGGAGAUCCAGCAGACUACAGUAAUGACAGCACUAACAGUCCUUCCAGGGAGAAGCUGAUAGAUCAGUACUUAGGAAUUAAAUCGGAUGAUCCUGCUUUAGAUGGAACUUACUUCGGGAAACACGACUCCAUUUCACCUCUGGAUGAUCUGGCUUUUGACAUGUACCAGGAUCCAGAAGUUGCUCAGAUAAUACGUAGACUAGAUGAGAAGAAGCGGGGAGCUGUCCAUCACGAGCACUAUGAUUAUGCCAAGAAACUCAAACAAGCUAUUGCAGACCUGCAGAAGGUAGGGGAAAGACUUGGGAGGUAUGAGGUGGAGAAGCGCUGUGCUGUGGAGAAAGAGGAUUAUGAUCUUGCUAAAAAGAAGAAACAGCAAAUGGAAGCAUAUCGCCUGAAGGUGUAUCAGCAGCUGGAGCUCCAUGACCUGCUGGAUGCAGAGCUGAUGAUUAAAAAACCAUCUGAAUUGCCUUUGGAGCCUAUAACUCACACUGACAAUCUUCAGCCCAACAAACGUGCAACUUCACCUCCUUGUGAGCAUGCAGAGCCCCCUAAAGGAGAGUCGUGGAGAGCAGAGCCUCUGCUGGAAGAGAGGUCAGCAGAUCCUGCUUCUGCUGAGCCUGUUGUUCUCCAUCAGUCCCCUCCUCCUCCUGAGACUCAUCCCACAACCUCUAGGGAAGUGUUUCCCAAAGAAAAUAACAGCAACUUUUAUCUUCUUUGUUACGUUCAGUUUUUACCAUAUGAUGAGACACCUCUUCCAGCCAUCCGGAAACAAUCUGAUGGAGCCAUCGCGUACCUUGAGCCGGGGAUGGCUGAAGAGUAUAUUGAUGAUACUCCAAGAAGUAGCGUUACUGGGGAACCAGAACCAUUAAGUGAGAAGGCACUGAGGGAGGCCAGCCCCACUGUUGAAGUGUUUGGAGAAGCUUUGGUUUCAGGAGCAUUUUCCAAAACCUGGUCAUAUCGAGAAGAUGCAUUGCUUGCUGUGUAUAAGAAGCUGAUGGAAGUGUCAAUGACCACUCCAAAGGAGGACUUAAAGAACAUGCUGAGGGCUGCUAUUUUCCUUGUGAGGAGAGCCAUCAAAGACAUAGUGCCUUCGGUUUUUCAAGCGUCCCUGAAACUUCUAAAAAUGAUCAUUACCCAGUAUAUACCGAAACAUAAACUGGGAAAGCUGGAGACUUCUCAUUGUGUGGAAAAAACGCUGCCAAAUUUGCUUUCUAGAACAGGAGAACGUUCAUCUCGUCUUCGACUUGUGGCUUAUAACUUCAUUCAGGAAAUGGCACUGUGCAGUGAGGUCAGACCUCUUCAGAUUGUUCCAGUUCAUUUGGUUCAGCCGUUAAAACCCAACUCUGCAACACAUCUGGCAAUGAGUCAAGUGGAAUUAGUGCAAUGCCUCUUGAAAGACAUGGGAACUGAAAACUCCGGAUUUACCAUCAGCAAUGUCAUGGAGUUUGCAACAGGAGCUUUGGAACACCGAGUUUCUGAAGUCCGUGAUGUGGCAUUGCAGAUUAUCUUUGACAUGUACAGGAAGCACAGGGCUGCUGUACUGGAAUAUCUGCCUCCAGAUGAUGCAACCAUUCGUAAGACUGUUCUCUAUAAAACACUCUUUGAUGGAUUCAGCAAAAUAGAUGGAAAACUUUCUGAAGCUGAAAUCAGGGCACAGAGAAAGGCAUCAAGAGAAGAAGCAGAGAAACAGAAGAAGGAAGAAAUGAAGGUUCUGCAAGGUCAGCUGGCAAAGGAGAUGCAAGCAAAAGAUCAAGCUGGAAAGGAGAAAGACUCUGACUUGCCGAAGCUAAAAGCUCAAGGUUAUCAGGUAAAGGAAAGCCCACAGUCUGCAACAGUGGAGAUUCCAGACAGUCAUUCCUCUGUUGCAGAUUACUCGGAUAACUUAUGUAUUUUUUGUGGUGAAAGGGACGAAUCCUUCACAGAGGAAGGCUUGGAUCUCCAUUACUGGAAGCACUGCUGUAUGUUAACCAGAUGUGAGCACUGCAAACAGGUGGUGGAAAUACCCAGCCUGACAGAGCACUUGUUGACUGAUUGUGAUAAAAAGGACAGUUUUGGGAAAUGCCAACAGUGUGGUGAAGCCCUUCCAAAAGAUGAGUUGCCCAAACAUAUUAAGAGCAAGACUUGCAAUUCUGCCAAGCCAGAACACGUGGCAAACCAUUGCCCACUGUGCCAUGACAACUUUCCUCCAGGAGAGGAGGGCUGGAAAUCUCACUUGAUGGGCUGUAAAAUGAAUCAGCGGAGGCUCUCCAUCUUAAAUAAAACUCUUCUGGUGCAGCCUGGCAAAAUGGGUGGCCAGUGUUUGAGGAAACCAGGUCCUCCAGGAGCAAAAGCUCGAUCACCCUCUGUAGGAAGCAAGAUCCCAAUCCCAAGAGGGAGCCCAAAUAAAAUCAGUGGCAAAACAUACACAAAGCGAUGACAGGACAAGUAUUUUUUCCUUUGGCUUACAGUAGGUAUUUAAAAGGUGUGGGAAAUUCAGAUCAUCUUAUUUGUUUGACUCCACGGGCCUGCUGAGCAGCACUUGCCAGCCUGAUACCCACAGCACUGUGUCAGCUGCCUGUGCAGCAGUGGCUUUCUCCUAGAAAUGCUUCCACUGGAAACACACAGAUAUUUGGGGAUGGAUCCAGCCUGCCACAUUCCCUAAUGGAACAAAGCAGGCCAGGCAUUGCUCGUCGGUUCCUCAUAGGACACCGUCUCCCUGAUGAGAGUGGUGGUAACACACUUUGCUCUUGUUUCUAACACCAGUGUCUGUAAUUUGAUGAGUUCAGGCAUAUUGUUAAUGUCAAGAAUUAGCACCAAAGGAAAAAGCCAAAGGGCUGGUUGGAUAUUGCCAUAUGACCCGCCACCACAUGAACAUGAAGUGGCUGAUCUCUGUGGCCACUUGCUGCACACCAAGUGCCUUAGGCCUUUUGACCACAGGGUUAAGUUCAACCCUAAGCGUGCCCUUUGGUUCAUGAGAGUGGCCCCACAGAGCUACUGUAGCAAUCAAAGUCAUUCUUUAUAACCUCCCAGCUCAUUCCAAAAUAUACCCCAAGAAAUGGCCCCUCAAAGAAAAGAAAACCUUAGUGGGGCCUUGGAAAGCCUGACUUUACCAUUUCGACCUUUUUUCCUGCUUUAGUGUGCUCGCUCGCUUCUAAAUCCAGAAUUAUAUCCAGAUAAUCCUAAAUGCUGAGUUUCUCCAGUUAGAUCUUGAUUAAAAUAAGCAUCUGUAGGAUACAGCAUGUGACCAUUUAACAGCUUUGCAGAGAACAGAUUCUGCUCAGGCACAAUGUGUGGAGCUUCAUCCCUAAAGCAACCACCCCGAUGUUUCAACCUGUAACACUUAGGCCAGAGCUUUCCAAGGCAGAAUUCAGUGGUGGUCUGUGUCAGCACAGGUACAAGGAUGGGUGAGGAUGAUGACAGACUUUUGGGGGGUUGGGGUUUUUGCUACCAUGGAGUGAAUUUUGUAUGUUCUGCACUGAUUUUGUAAUACGCUUGGUUUCUAGUUUGCGGGCAGCCUCUCUGCAAGAGAAUGGAUGUCACAGGUACAUCAGUGUGCUUUUACUUUGGAAACCUUUCUACAGUUUCUUUAACUCUUCCAAAAUAUAUAUAUCCAUAAA
Molecule: messenger RNA, 4119 nt
Organism: Neopsephotus bourkii (Bourke's parrot)
Lineage: Eukaryota; Metazoa; Chordata; Aves; Psittaciformes; Psittacidae
Gene: CEP104
Product: centrosomal protein 104
Exons: 21
Coding region: 72-2939 (955 amino acids)
Cellular component (GO): cilium
Source: RefSeq, a predicted model, not a curated record